This is a messenger RNA of Hydractinia symbiolongicarpus, 1365 nucleotides long. RefSeq names its product tryptophan--tRNA ligase, mitochondrial-like. The coding region runs from base 290 to 1303 and encodes 337 amino acids. Gene Ontology annotation, cellular component: mitochondrion; mitochondrial matrix. Lineage: Eukaryota; Metazoa; Cnidaria; Hydrozoa; Anthoathecata; Hydractiniidae. Gene Ontology annotation, biological process: mitochondrial tryptophanyl-tRNA aminoacylation. The record is from RefSeq and is a predicted model, not a curated record. Gene Ontology annotation, molecular function: ATP binding; tryptophan-tRNA ligase activity. The transcript has 4 exons.
AAAUCUAUAAAUAUAUAAAUCUUUUGAAAAGUAGCUGCACAUUAAGAUUUGGUCUUGACUUUAUAUGAUAAUUACUAUAUCAAUCACACACCAAUAUGAUUUUUUGAUUUCUACAUUUUGUGGAGGUUUCAAACUGCCAUUUCAGGGAAGGCAAUCAAAUGCUGUUCUAUUUUCGUUUUUUUGUUUAAAGUUCAAAUGGUUUACUCCCUGAUAAUUGUAGUUAAAAAAAUUAUUAUUAAUUUUAACAUUUUAAUAGAUUUUGUAAGCAUAAAUAUAAUUUUGUUCUCCAAUGUCUACAUAUCGAGUUUUUUCUGGCAUUCAGCCAACUGGUGUUCCACAUCUUGGAAAUUAUCUUGGUGCUAUUAAACACUGGGUUAACAUUCAAACCAAAAUGACCAGUAGCAGUCAGAAGAACCUUGUGAUGUUUUGUGUGGUGGAUUUGCACUCCUGUACAACUGUUCAAGAUUCAAAAACAAUGAAAGAUAACAUAUUCAAUAUGGUAGCUUCGCUGUUAGCAUGUGGAAUUGAUCCGAAAAAAAGUUUAAUUUUCCAGCAAUCGCAGGUUCCUUAUCACACCGAUUUGGCCUGGUUUUUAUCAUGUCUUACUCCAAUGGGACAGUUGAAGCGCAUGCACCAGUGGAAGAGCAAAAAAAGUAAAGAUCGAGAUCGCAACAACCUUGGUUUGUUUUCGUAUCCUGUACUUAUGGCUGCUGAUAUCUUAUUGUAUAAGUCAACCCAUGUUCCAGUCGGUGAAGACCAGCUCCAGCAUAUCGAACUUGCGAGAGAUUUAUGUGACAACUUCAACAAAAAAUACACGUAUACGUUUCCUCACCCGAAAGCUAUACUCACGCAAUCGUCUCGUGUCAUGAGUCUGAAAAAUCCGCUUGAAAAAAUGAGCAAGUCUCAUCAAAGCGUGUCGUCGAGGAUCGAGUUAACCGAUAAUCCGAAUAUUGUGUCGGAAAAACUGAAAAAAGCCGUAACUGAUUCGGAACCGUAUAUUAGUGAAGAUCUAUCCGACAGACCAGGCGUACGCAAUUUAGUAGACAUUUAUUGCGCAUUAAGUGGAAUGACUGUGGAAAAUGUUGUGAGGAAAUACCAAAACAUUCAAUAUUUUACUCGAGAUUUAAAAAAUGACGUUACCGACUUAGUUAUAGACACUAUAAAACCAAUCCAGAGCGAAUUUGAAAAACUUCAAAAUGAGAGGCCAUAUUUGGAAGAAAUAUUAAAAACUGGUUCGAUUGAAGCAAACACUGUUGCUAGGGUAACAAUGGACGAAGUUUACCGCAACAUCGGUCUGAGGUAGCUCGUAUUUAUCAAUAAGAAAUAGCUUUUUAAUAAUUUAUCAAAAAAUUUACAUCAUUUUUA